AUUGCAGCCUGAUGCAGAUACCGAAUAGCAGCUGAGUUAAAACGUUUCAAUUGCUAUACGGCACAAAAGGAAUCACUGAUUCAUCUUUGCUAUUUUCUGCCUAUUUAAAGUCUCGCUUGUCCAGGCUUUGUGUGGAUAAGAUGGGAUACAGCAGGUGUGUGCGGUGCGACAGCAUUUUAUUGCUUUUUGUUACUCUUCACUCGAUCCAAGGAGACGUGAGCUAUUCUAUCCCAGAAGAGAUGAAACGUGGAUCUGUGAUUGGAAAUAUCGCGAAGGAUUUCGGUCUUGAUGCAGGACGACUGUCUACUCGUAGAGCUCGUAUCGAUACUGAGGACAACAACGUUCAGUACUGCAGUGUUAAUCUCAAUACCGGGGAUUUGAUUGUGCAGGAACGAAUCGACAGAGAAGGACUUUGUGGGAAAAAGGCGUCAUGUGUUCUCAAACAGGAACUAGUUCUGGAAAAUCCUUUAGAACUGCAUCGGUUUAAUAUCCGUGUUCAGGACAUUAAUGACAACUCACCACAGUUCAAAGAGGAUUCACUUAAAUUAGAAAUACACGAAUCGGCAGUGAAGGGUGCACGGUUUCCACUGGAUGAAGCACAUGAUGAAGACAUCGGAGAAAAUAGCGUUCAGGGCUACAUUCUUCAACAAAAUGAUCAUUUCACAUUAAAUAUAAAGACAAAGGGCAAUGGACGAAAAUAUGGUGAACUCAUCUUAGACAAAGAGUUAGACAGAGAAGAUAAAAACGAGAUUAUGUUGUUGCUUUCCGCAUUUGAUGGCGGCUCUCCUCAGAGAUCAGGUACUGUAGUCAUACACGUCACUGUACUGGAUGCUAAUGAUAAUGAACCGGUAUUUAGCCAGAAUAUGUAUAAAGCAAGUCUUCCAGAAAAUUCUCCUCUUGAUACUAUUGUACUCACAGUGAGUGCUACUGAUGCAGAUGAAGGAGUGAACGGUGACGUUACAUAUGCAUUUGAUCAUGUGUCUGAUAAAAAACAGAUUUUCUCUUUGGAUUCCAAAACAGGAGAGGUCAAAGUUGUUGGACCUAUUGAUUAUGAAAAAGAAUCGUCAUAUGAAAUGCAGAUUAGUGCAAAAGAUGGUUUGGGUUUGGCAUCAUAUGUAUCUUUAAUCAUUGAAAUUGUUGAUGUUAAUGAUAAUGCUCCAGUUGUAAACUUGAAAUCGUUGACUAACCCCAUACCUGAGAAUGUGUCACCUGGUACAGAGGUGGGCAUCAUUAAUGUACAGGAUAGAGACUCUGAGAAUAAUAAACAGGUCCGUUGCUCCAUUCAGCAAGGUGUCCCUUUUAAGUUAGUUCCUUCUAUUAAAAACUACUAUUCUCUGGUGACCACAGAACAACCGGACCGUGAACUAGUGUCUGAUUACAACAUUACAAUCACUGCCACUGACGAGGGCUCUCCACCUCUGUCGUCCUCUAAAACUGUUCAGUUAUCUGUAGCUGACAUCAAUGACAACCCACCUGUGUUUGAGGAGCAGUCCUACAGCGCAUAUGUGACUGAAAAUAACAAACCUGGAUCCACUUUAUGUUCCGUUACUGCUCGAGACCCCGACUGGAGACAAAACGGUACAGUGAUUUAUUCUCUGUUACCUGGUGAGGUGAACGGUGCCCCGGUGUCCUCCUAUCUGUCUGUGAAUGGAGACACGGGAGUGAUCCACGCUGUGAGGUCGUUUGAUUAUGAACAGUUCAGGAGUUUUAAAGUCCACGUGAUGGCCAGAGAUAACGGUUCUCCUCCGCUCAGCAGCAACGUGACAGUCAGUGUGUUUAUAUCUGAUGUGAAUGACAACUCUCCUCAGAUACUGUACCCCACCCCGGAGGGAAACUCCUUCAUGACUGAGCUGGUCCCCAAAGCUGCCCACGGAGGCUCUCUGGUGUCCAAAGUGAUAGCUGUGGACGCGGACUCUGGACAGAACGCCUGGCUGUCCUAUCAAAUAGUCAAAUCCACGGAUCCUGGCCUUUUUACUAUCGGACUCCACAGUGGAGAGAUCAGGACACAGCGGGACAUUUCUGAAUCUGACAACAUGAAACAGAACCUUAUUGUGUCAGUGAAAGAUAACGGACAGCCUCCUCUCUCUGCCACCUGUGCCAUGUACUUACUUAUUUCUGAUAACUUGGCUGAGGUUCCAGAACUGAAAGACAUUUCUUAUGAGGAGAAGAAUUCCAAAUUGACCUCAUACCUUAUCAUAGCACUGGUGUCAGUUUCUACAAUAUUCCUUACUUUUAUCAUUAUCGUCAUGGGUGUGAGGUUUUGUCGCAGGAGAAAGCCCAGACUGUUGUUUGAUGGAGCAGUUGCAAUCCCCAGUGCUUAUCUGCCUCCUAAUUACGCAGAUGUUGAUGGAACAGGAACUUUACGCAGCACUUACAAUUAUGACGCCUAUUUGACAACAGGAUCUAGAACCAGUGACUUCAAGUUCGUCUCCUCUUAUAAUGACAACACCCUACCAGCAGAUGAGACUCUGAAAAAAAGUCCAACAGAUUUUGCUGAUAUGUUUGGAGAUAGUGAUGGCUCACCUGAGGUAGGCACGUAUUCCAUGUUUUCAUCCAAUUUUGAGUUUUGUAAAGAAGAUAUUGUCACGUUUUUCUCCAUAUACUUUCUUCCAUCUAUCUUCUACGUUUGA
Molecule: messenger RNA, 2630 nt
Organism: Sphaeramia orbicularis (orbiculate cardinalfish)
Lineage: Eukaryota; Metazoa; Chordata; Actinopteri; Kurtiformes; Apogonidae
Product: protocadherin beta-15-like
Exons: 1
Coding region: 141-2630 (829 amino acids)
Biological process (GO): homophilic cell-cell adhesion
Cellular component (GO): plasma membrane
Molecular function (GO): calcium ion binding
Source: RefSeq, a predicted model, not a curated record